Molecule: messenger RNA, 651 nt
Organism: Symbiodinium necroappetens
Lineage: Eukaryota; Dinophyceae; Suessiales; Symbiodiniaceae
Source: the annotation of a GenBank genome assembly
AUGGAUGCAUCAUUGAAGAAGAUCUUAGAAUCCUUGGAUCUCAGCUGCUUUCGGCCCGCGCUCGGAGACCUCGGCCUCUCGAGCCCAGAGGACGUGACAUUCCUUCUUGACGAAGAUCUGCGACAGGUGGGUCUGAACCUGGUGCAGGUUCGCAAGCUGCAGUCAAGGGCCCGCCAGUGGGUCAAAGAAGACGUGGCCCAACAGGCAGCCGUGGCGACGGAUGCUCCAUGUCGUUCAACACAUCGAAAGCGCUGCUGUGAGUCGGCGAAUGAAGACGAGCGUAUCGCCAAGCCUCGUCUAUCCGAACCGCCAAGGCCCUUUGGCAUGUGCGGCCGGAACUUCCCUCGUCGCUUGAUCUUCAUCAGGCAUGGUGAGUCGGAAGCAAACGUGAACCGCAAGAUCACAGCGACGGUCCCUGACCAUGAUCUGCACUUGACUGAGAGGGGUCGGCAGCAAGCCGCCGAAGCAGGGCAGAGAUUGGCGAGCCUCGUGGGCGAGGGCUCAGUGAGGUUCACCUACUCGCCGUACACACGAGCUCGUGAGACGCUGAACGGUAUCCUCCGGGCGGGGGCGGUGGAGAAGUGGCCAUGCCAGGAGGAUGUCCGCAUUCGCGAGCAAGAGUUCGGGAACUACGACAGUCCGGAGAUCAAG